This is a messenger RNA of Dipodomys ordii (Ord's kangaroo rat), 1695 nucleotides long. RefSeq names its product nuclear undecaprenyl pyrophosphate synthase 1 homolog (S. cerevisiae) (gene Nus1). The coding region runs from base 1 to 1236 and encodes 411 amino acids. The record is from RefSeq and is a predicted model, not a curated record. Gene Ontology annotation, cellular component: dehydrodolichyl diphosphate synthase complex; endoplasmic reticulum membrane. Lineage: Eukaryota; Metazoa; Chordata; Mammalia; Rodentia; Heteromyidae. The transcript has 8 exons. Gene Ontology annotation, molecular function: ditrans,polycis-polyprenyl diphosphate synthase [(2E,6E)-farnesyl diphosphate specific] activity.
AUGUUGUGUCUGAGAGUUGAGCUUCAGGUGAAGAAGAGACUGACAGAGAGAGUAAUGUUGGGCAAAUUCACUCAUAAUAUUCAAUGUGCUUAUGCCAAAAUGGAACGUGGAAUGAGGGCAUGGGUAGUGCUGGACAGAUGGCUUCGUGUACAGUGUGACGGCAGCUGUGCAGUUUCGGUCAUUCCAGGAUUAUUGCUCAGGGCAACAGACAAAGAACUUCCUUCCUUCUUCUACAUGCAGAACAGCAGCCAGAUUUUGGAAACAACCACUAGAGUCAGGUUCAAGGGAGGAGACGGACAGUCAGCAUACGACGCCCAGGCUGUGGGGUCCCAGUGCUGUACUGACACGUGUGCCUUAGCUGCGCCGGCUGUUGCUCGCCCUCCUCUCCCCCAGGGGGCGCACGAGGUCUCCCGCCCUCCUAGUUCGCAGGCGCAAGACCUCCCUGAGCCGCGCGGGGCUCGGCCACAUCCUCGACCCCGAGGCCGCGUCAGAGCCGUUGAGCAGCCAAUCAGAAUCGUCCAUGUACCAGCGGGGGCGGGGCCGCCGAGGGAGGAGGAAGAUGGCGGCGGGGGCGAGGCUCCUGGGGAGGAAGUGACAGGAGGAGGUGUUCGGGGAGCGAAUGAAGUGAGGAGAGAUGCUGAAUGGAAGAACUUGAGAGCUCCUGGGCAGGUGAUGAGAUCUGGGCAGGGCAUUAUAGAGAACGCGCAAGGAGGUGGAGGAAGAGGCCUGAGUGUGAGGUUUGGGUGUCAACUAAGUUACGAACGCACAGGAAUUUUCAAAAGAAAUAAUUCCAGAUUGAUGGAUGAAAUUUUAAAACAGCAGCAGGAACUUCUGGGUCUGGAUUGUUCCAAAUACUCAACGGAGUUUGCAAAUAGUAAUGAAAAAGAUGAUCAAGUUUUAAAUUGCCAUUUGGUAGUGAAGGUGCUGUCCCCAGAAGAUGGAAAAGCAGAUAUUGUGAGAGCUGCUCAAGACUUCUGCCAGUUUGUAGCCAAGCAGCAAAAGAGAGCCACAGAUUUGGAUGUAGAUAUGUUAGACAGUUUACUUAGUUCAAAUGGUUUCCCUGAUCCUGAUUUAGUAUUGAAGUUUGGUCCUGUGGACAGCACAUUAGGUUUUCUUCCCUGGCAAAUCAGAUUGACUGAAAUUGUCUCUUUGCCUUCCCACCUAAACAUCAGCUAUGAGGACUUUUUCUCUGCCCUUCGUCAGUAUGCAGCCUGUGAACAGCGUCUGGGAAAGUAAUGAUCCCUGGUUGUGUAAUUUGAUUUCAGGCUUUUGGAGAAAAGGACUCAAGUGACUCUGAUGUUUACAAAGCACCUAUGAAACCCUGUAUACACCUAGUUCAUAUUCCUCAUAAUUUAUCAACAAACACAAAAAAGUGUCUUACUUGAGAGUGAAUGAGUGUGUGCGUGUGUGUAUGUGUGUGUGCGCGCGUGUGGAAAUACACUUAUAAAUGGGGGUAGUGUUGGAGAAAGAAUACACAAACCUGCAACUUGGAACAAAAAUAGCAGCAAUGUUUUAGGAGCUGAGUUUUCAGAUUAAAGGCUUCAGCCCCUGCCACUUCCCUGUUUCUGUGGGGAGAGGAGGGAAUGAUUGGAGCUGUUUUAGUUGUUGUUUGGUGUUGAAGAAGGAAUACCUUUUGUCCAGUCUUUUUGUAGUGACCAAACUUUGAUUUCUAAGAAUAAUAUAUGAACUUGUUAA